Molecule: messenger RNA, 483 nt
Organism: Racocetra fulgida
Lineage: Eukaryota; Fungi; Glomeromycota; Glomeromycetes; Diversisporales; Gigasporaceae
Source: the annotation of a GenBank genome assembly
UUCUCCGAGACGCUAAAAUUGAUAAAUCUCAAGUUCAUGAAAUUGUUUUAGUUGGUAGUUCUACUCGUAUUCCUAGAAUACAAAAAAUGGUAUCAGACUUCUUUAAUGGCAAGGAGCUCAACAAAUCCAUUAACCCUGAUAAAGCCGUCGCUUACGGUGCUGCUGUACAAGCUGCAAUCUUGUCUGGUGAUACAUCAGAAAAAACUCAAGACUUGUUAUUACUUGACGUUUUACCACUUACUCUCGGUAUUGAAACUGCAGGAGGUGUUAUGACACCACUUAUUAAACGAAACACCACGGUUCCCACUAAGAAAUCUGAGAUGUUCUCUACAUACAUUGAUAACCAACCAAGUAUACUUAUACAAGUAUAUGAAGGUGAACGUGCUCGUACAAAAGAUAAUAAUUUGCUUGGUAAAUUCAAAUUGACCGGUAUUCCACCUGCACCCCGAGGUAUACCUCAAAUUGAAGUUACUUUUGAUAUUG